Molecule: messenger RNA, 1707 nt
Organism: Chaetomium strumarium
Lineage: Eukaryota; Fungi; Ascomycota; Sordariomycetes; Sordariales; Chaetomiaceae
Exons: 2
Coding region: 218-1453 (411 amino acids)
Source: RefSeq, a predicted model, not a curated record
CCGUGGUUAAAUCUGGCCCCCGUGCAACCAGCUUCACCAAACGGGCCCUCUUUUCCCAUUGCUACUCUUCAUCUAAAAGAAUUGCUUCUUUUAGCAGAUCCUCAAUUUCCUCAAUCUUCAUCUCCGGUCGGCUCUCUUCGGCGUACCAUGUCACCUGCACAUCGCCAGUCCUGCGACCGCUGUCGCCAGCAGAAAGUGAGGUGCUUGCGAGACAACAAUGCUUCUGUCGCAGGCCCAGGCCGGGGUUCCGCUUCCCUGUUGUGCGACCGCUGCGCAAAAGCAGGAACGGAGUGCGUGUACAGUGAAACAACGAGGCCAUCGCCGUCGCUGUUCUGUUCGCUCGCCUGUUCGCUCGCCUAGCGAAAUUAAAGCCACAGAUCUCUUCGACCUCGGGCCGGCCUUUGGUAAUGUUGAUGGGACGCCCAGGUCAUCGACUGGUCCCUCCCACGUCAUUACCGCCUUGAUGGGUCACCCUUCUUCCGGCCUGCAUGUUGACGAAAGCGAGACGGGUGCCGGCGGCUUCGGGGCACCGGACGCAGAGAACCACCUGCUGCCACUUCAAAUCCCCCCAACUUCAAUCGAGUCACUCGCCAGCUUGCUAGCAGAGGCCGUAUCUGCUUCAUCCACGCCGGCGCUGCCCUUUUAUGACGCCAUCGCCCCAGCUCCAUUGAUGGAGAUCGACGCCGACCACGAAGACACAACGAGCUUCUUGUUCUCACAGCUGACGGCCGUGAGCCAAAGGGCCAUGCGGACAGCCCGCCGUCUCGCCCGCUCCGGCACCGGUGCAGGGGCAACCACCCUGAUGGUGUCGUCGCCCGAGGUGAACGAGGCUUUGGAGGACACGAAUACGCUGAUAAGCACCGUCAACCAUAUCAUGACAAUGACCACGACUGAUUGCGCCGCACUGGCCUUCUCAGCUCUCGCUUGUCACCAAAACCUCAUGACGCUCUUCCGAGCCAUUUGCGAUGCCAUACAGGGUAGACUGCAGGCCAAGAAAGAAGAACGGGAACAACAACAGCAGCAACAGCAACAACAGCAGCAACAGCAACAACAACAACAACAACAACAACAACACGCCGCCCGAGACAACAGCGGCGUGGGACCUCUCAAUGUCGCCCAGUUCGUCAUGGUGCUGCAAUUGCUGAUGCAUCUCAUCACCCGCAUGGGCCGCUUCUUGGUGAUAUCGCCCACGACGACUGAGCAGGAGAGCCAGUUUUUCGCACCAGCUGCCAUGCUCGACGGCAGCACUAUGGCCACCGACGACUAUGGGAUUGACAUUGUCUCCGGUCAGUCUACUGCAUCGUCAGCCACACCAUCGCACCACUCGACGCGCCGCAGUGGUCUGCUUGAGCAUGUGCAAGAGAUUCUCGGAAACAUACCCAGUGAGCGUGAGAGACUGAGGCUCAUCAUUCAGGAACUGCAGGCGGAAAUGGACCAUGCGGAAAUACACUAGAGGUAGCGAGAUGUGUACUACUACAUUAUACACCCCUGUUCUAGACCUGUGGCUAUAGACUGGAUUCAACAUCCUUAGUAGCAUAUGGUGGGUCCCAGAAUAUGUUCACGCAAUGUCCGUGGUAACACACAAAAUCAGGUAUAGUGUACGGAUUACAGUCAAACCCUACACAUACCGUUUAGAGACAUAACGAUUUCCGGCACAUACCGGUCAGAAUCCUGAGCCCACCAUGACAUACUAAGGAUAACUUGGUU